Molecule: messenger RNA, 3003 nt
Organism: Drosophila bipectinata
Lineage: Eukaryota; Metazoa; Arthropoda; Insecta; Diptera; Drosophilidae
Product: RNA-binding protein RO60
Cellular component (GO): ribonucleoprotein complex
Molecular function (GO): RNA binding
Source: RefSeq, a predicted model, not a curated record
AAGCUAAAUGGUGUGAGAAAAUAGCCAAGCCGGCAACACUGUUUUGUUAUUAACAAUUUGCGCUGGCCUCCUUGGCGUUCCGGGCGUCGUGGAUGUGAAUCGACUGGAAUUGGCUACCAAUUUGGAUCGCAGGACGCUGAAUGCGAAACGGGGGGAACUGCAGGUCAGGAAUCGCCGGAUCCGGAGCACGGCGGGCGGAUGCCAAAAACUUAAAGUGCUUCAGUUGUUGCGAAAAAAUUGCGUGUUCCUUGAGCGAAAAAGGACGAUCCACUUUGGGGAGCUCUGAGGAUAUCCCGCAAAGUCAUGAAGAAGUCGGGAAAGGGGAAGCGGCCAGCCAAGGCCUCUGCCUCCGGCGGCACUGCGUCCGGGGAGUCGUCACAGGAUGCCAAUGCGAAGCAGCCGAAGGGCGAAGUGGCUGCGAAGGAAUGCGAUUGUAAUGUUAAGAACAAUAAUGUUAUGGAGCUUGCAACCAAGAAGGAGCUCACUACCAAGAAGGGGCCCAUAACCCAGAAGGAGCCCAAAACCAAGGAUGAGCUCACUACCACGAAGGAACUCACUACCAAGGAAGAGCUUACUACCAAGAAGGAGCCCAUAACCAAGGAUGAGCUCACUACCACGAAGGAACUCACUACCAAGGAAGAGCUCACAACCACGAAGGAUCCCAAAUCCAAGGAAGACCCCAAAACCCAGUCCGAACCCGACAAGAAUAUCGAAUCUUCACCAUCAUCCAUGACCGCUAUCGAAAAGCUGCGACGCUUUUGCUUCAUUGGCUCGACGGAUACCCCCGUUUAUGCCACGCCCACCUUGGGCGUGGACAGGGGCGUGGAGAGCUCGGUCCCGUUUCUGGUCAAGCUGUGCUCUGAGGUCGGUGAAACCGAACUGGUCGAGUGCUUGUCCAGUUUGCUGGGCAAGGGACCGAAUGCCGAGCACUUGCCGCGCUUCGAUGAGCCGCUCCUCGUCCUGGCCGUCUUCCUGUCCACCCAAGGCGACGAGGAGAAGCGCAAGUUGGUGCGCAACAAGUUCCCCGAUCUGAUAGCCGGCGACCGGGAGCUGCUCCUGUUUGUGCAGCUGGUGAAGCGAGUGCAGAAGCGACUCGAACGGAAGACGCCCUUCAGUCGCACGGUGCGCAAGGCCGUUCUCGAUUGGUAUGGAAAGCAGUCCUUGGACAGGUUGCUCGACCUCUGGUCCAUGGGCGACGGCAGCCAGUGGUCGGCCCACAAGGACCUGCUGCACAAGUGUCACUACAGCGCCGUGGAGUUUCCUCCGGACAUAACGGCAGCCUUGCGCUUGCUUUCCACCCAUCCCAAGGAGCUGUCCACCUGGCCCAGCUACCUGAGUCCGCUGGUCAGUGUUCGCAGCAUUAUCGACGGCAUUCUAAAACUGCGCCUGCUCCAGGAUCCGAAGGAAGCCCUGCCCUUGGUCCAGAAUCUAUGCCUCAGUAGCAACAAUGUUCCGGUGUUGCUGUUCCGGGACUCAAAACUGGCCAAGUUCCUGAUGCCGCACAUGAGCUACGAUGAUCUGCUAGACCGAUGGCAGCGUCUCUCGCGCCACCACCACCAGGUGCGUCCCUUGAUGGAGCUGCUCUUGGACGAGAAGAAGCUCAAGGCGGGCAAUGUUCACCCUGUGCGGCUGCUGCUCGAGGACAUGCACUUCCGGAAGCCCAAGAAAGUGGGCCUCAUCUCGGUCGGGUCCAAGAAGCCUACUUUCCUGUACAGCGCCUACGAGACUUCCUUUGGCCUGAACAAGGCCGUGGGCAGGCGGCUGCACAUCACCCUCAAUCUGGAGGAGUGCUACAUGAGCAAAUAUCUGACUGGUCGCUGUCGCUCUUUGAAGUACUUGGACGCCGUGGUGGCGCUGGCCUUUGGCUAUUUUCACAGUGAUCCCAAGGUGACUGUCCAGUUCUGGUCCGACCGGAGCGGCCAACUGAAGACGCUGCCCUGGACGAAGGAGAUGACACUGGCGGAGGCCACCGCCUGUUGCGAGGCUCAGAAGGUGUCCAAGAUCAAGCAGUCGCUGAUGGGUAUUUUGGAAAAGGCCCUGGCGGAUGAGAAGAAUACGUACGACUUGUUUCUGGUUCUGGUGCCGAGCGCUACUCGUGGGAAUCCAGAAAUGAGCUCCAAGGGCCUGACCGCUCUCUUGGAUGAGUAUCGCGAGAAGCGCAGUUCUAAUGCCAAAUUUAUUGUGGUGAGCCUGCGUCAGCACCAUGCAUCCAUGGAAUACUCCAGUGAGCGGAACGAGAACCUGCUGGAGCUGUGCAGUCUGGACGAGCACACGCCGCAGCUGAUCAACGCCUUCGCUCGCAAGAAGUUCUACUAGGAUCCCCGGGACUCGGCCAGAAGAGCAACCAAAGAGAGGUGGAGAAGCUCCAAGGGAACCCCCUGGAAAUAACAGAUAAAAAAACGCACUGCUGCCAGCAUUUCCCAGGCAAGCCCCCGACUCCCCGAACCGAUACCACUACCGAUAAUCCUUCCACUUCCAGUUCGUUGAGGGACGAUGGCCAGGUUUGUUGCCAUCUCUUUCGCUUUCAUAGGAUCCCCUCUUACUCGCGCCCUCACCACAAACAACGCCACCCCCCCCAAAAAAAUAGCUUUCUUGUAAGAUAGGUCCUUGGUGUAUUAUGGAAUUAGAAGUAGAAACGAAAGCGCAAAACUUAAGCGACGAGCAGCGUAUUUAUGUACUAAUUAAUAAUUAAUGGAUAAACUAAAAAAACUAAAAACAGAGACAGUUUAAGAAACAUAAAGUUUACGAAACUUCAGACUCCAGAAUUGAAAUGAAGGGUUAGUUAGAGAUGUUUUUUGUGAAACCAGCUCGUUUUGUGUAUCACCUUUGUAUUCGAAUUUUGUAUUUGUACUAGAUUUGGUGGAUUUAUUUUUUGAAAUCAAACUGAAUCAACACUGAACUGAACUCAAUCUAAAUUCAAUUUGGAUUAAAAACAAUCUCAAAGCAAAAGCAAAAGCAAACGCAGAAGCCACAAAACAAAUAAAAAAAUAUGAUAGAAAAAAG